AUGAAUUACGAAAAGAGAAUCCAAAAUCGAAAGGCUCGCACUUCCAUCUCAACUGAUACAACAAGCACAGAUGGAAUGCUCCUUGAAACCCAGUCUUCUCCUUCUUUGUCACGAAAGGAAAACUCCGGAGAUUCAAGUUCAGUUUCAAAGUUUUCGGAAGCAAUGAACAACCCAGAUUGGCGUCGUCGGCGAGAAAGAUGCAGCACUUGCGACUCCAUGGGCGACUCCAUUGCCACAGCAAGCAGCAGCCAGAAUUGGUCCAUUAUUAGGCCUAUUGCAGAUAAUGAUUCAAGCACUGAUCACAGCAACAACAGAAGAUCCGACUCUUGGGACUUGAUCAAUAAUGCCAAUUCCGGGCGAUCUGUUCGUAGUCUCGACAGCUCUGAAGCCGAGACCAAGGGUAAGAGUGUUGCCCUCGUCAACCAAGGCCAUAUCAGCACAGCAGAUGGAGAUAAUGUGCGCACAGCUCCGAGUGAGGACGUAGGUGAGGAUCUUCAUGGACUAUGUGUCCUGCUGGAAAAUAUGGAAAUCAUUGAUUCCCCUGAUGAAUUCGGCGUCCUUCGACUCACCCCUCUUUUCUCCAAUGAAAUCAUUUCCCAAAGUUCUGGUCAAGUCCUCACAGAUAACGGGCGCGCAUAUACACUCGCUCAUAUACAACGGUCACACGGACGACAUCCACAGUGGGAAGUUACUGGGGAGGGUAUCAAGAACUUGCCGCAGACAACAAGUGAAGAGCAUCGAUCACAGCCGGCUUCUUCUCAUUAUCAAUUGAGAGAAGAGAGACAUACAAUCCCCAGGAGCUCUGGAGAGGAGAGCAUUGAAAGGGCCAGAGAGGCUGUCUUUCAUGACCCAGCUGUCGCCAAUAUCGGCAGUAUGGUAGAUGGGUCUCGAGUGAAGACUGCAGAGCCGUCAGUUUCAAAGUCAAGCAAUCCAACCACGAAAGAAGCAUUUGGUCCCAGAAAUGAAGCUUUCAGAAAAAUCGUGAAAAGGUUUCAGCAAACCCAGACCGACAAUACCAAGGAAGAAGCUGUAAGAAAACCAAAGGAAGAAACCGAGCAACGAACUGAGGCUUUUAAGAAGCUUCUGAGAAAGCUUCACUCAGGAUCUAGCGGAAGUCAUCGAUACCCAGGCGCAACCGACUCAGAAGGAUCUCUACACCGGUGGGAAGUGAUAAAGGAGCCACAAGGAGUGACGCAGCAACUCAAAACAAACAGCUCUGAGUUUGAGACUGGCUCAACUCACGCCAACAAUCCGAGAAAGGAAGUUUGGUCCCAUGACUCUGGAGUCUGUAUGGACGGAGAUCCCCUUAAAUUGAACCCUAGAGCAAGGGAGUUCCUAUCAUUCAAAAGUUUUACAAGAGCAUCAGAAAGUUCGGAUUGCCCCAACGAAUCGGAUGAAGAAUCCAUUCGACAAACAUGUUUGGAUAGGGGUAGCGAGGAAAGUGAUCUUACGACCAACCAGUCUGUCGAAACAGGUUCGGCAACGCUGGAUCAUCCUCUGUCUUUCAAGAAACCGGAACAUGACAUUCAAAGUGUUAGAGACAAGUCGAAGUCGGAGACUAGUUCACUCCCUUUUGGAGGACAAAACCCAGCAGCACUCGAUUCUACAGCAAAUUUGUCCCCGUUUUCAAACGCCGCUCUUCGGUUCGGCGCUUACCAAGUCCCUAUGCAGAGUGCCCCUCCCCCUGGAUUGCUAUCUAGCAUUGGACUGGGGCCAAUGUUGGGCAAUCAAUUCACUCUACCUACAGGCAAUACAGCUUUUCAGCCAUACUCAGUCGCAUCUAACCCAUUGGUUGGUCUCAAUACAACGCCCCAAUGGCCUUACAAUCCAGCCAUGGGAAGCGGACUCUAUCCGACUUGUCCUCCUCCUGUCUUGAAGCCAACAGUUCCUGACACAUCUCAGCAACAGCAGUACGAAGCAUACGUCGAAUGGCGCAAAGCCAACGAACCAGGAUACGCACUUGCAUGCAAAAGCCGACAACAACGUCGAGCUCAGCGUAUUCCGAUCCGGGCGCCUACAACUUUGGAGAAUAUGCGGCAUAGCCAAGGCCAGACGGUAUAA
This is a messenger RNA of Fusarium coffeatum, 2061 nucleotides long. RefSeq lists its product as uncharacterized. The record is from RefSeq and is a predicted model, not a curated record. Lineage: Eukaryota; Fungi; Ascomycota; Sordariomycetes; Hypocreales; Nectriaceae. The transcript has a single exon. The coding region runs from base 1 to 2061 and encodes 686 amino acids.